AUGCUUCUCAUCAGUCUCGUAGUGGACGAUGUCGACAUUGCGGCCGACUGCAUCAUCCACGUCUGGUAUUCUGCCCUCCUCUGCAAAUCCGACCUCGAUAUGCAGCAUCGCAUCCGCCCAGUCCUCGAGGAGGUCUGCCACAAGCUGAAGGGAAAGGGUGCUGACACCCUCCAAGCAAAGACCUGGACGUUCGGCCAGCGGUCGCUGAGACUCGUGCUGAAAAGGUCUGCGUGGGACGACCUCUUGUCCUUCACGGACACCCCCAAGGGCCUGACGGCUAAUCGGGCACAUGAGAUUCGCAAAGCCGUCACCCUCGCCGAGAGCAGGAAGGACUAUCGUGAUCGUCACCUUCUGCUCCAGUCCCCGUCCCAUCAAAUCGCCCUAACACGCUUCCGCGAGGACAGACUUCUGCUUCCGUUUGGAGCUGCGCGUGAUGCCUUUCGGCACCCCAACCCAACCAUUUACCAGGAAGCGAGUUGGCCCAUGUACGACAAUGCCGAACCCCUCAAUGGAUGGUCUGCCAAGGACGUCCAAGAGACUCAGACCGGGCCUGCGACCGCCGACAUCUACGGCAAGCUCUUCAUCAGCCUUCGUACGGUACUUCGGGCAUUUCUCCGUCGUCUUUCAAGCUCGCAGACCUCAUUUAGACUGUUCCAAGUGGAUGCAUCUGCUCUUCCCAGGUUCUUGGAGAACAGCACCUUCAGCCGGAUUGAGGUCUCCAACAUCUCCGAUGCCGGAUAUCUCGGCAUCCAUCACACGCUCAACCUGAUGAUUCCCCUCCUUCAAAGCCCUCUCGUCGACCCCCACGGGACGCUGAUCACACUGUUCAUGAACGCUGUGGAUGAGAAUGCCACCGAAAUGGAAAGGCUUACAGACAUGAAGGCGGAUGGCAUGGUGAUGAAGCGCAUUCACAAGUACCUAUCGCCCAGCGGAAGACCGCUCAAUUAUUACGACACCACAAUCUUCAAAAUCAUGGCUGCUCGGGAUUGUGUCCCAACUUAUGACCACGUCUUUGACCGGCACGCUGCGAAGCUUAUGUUCUGCCAGAGUGCUCAAUUGGUUGGAGCCGCGAUGAAGGGAAGCCACACUGUGAUCGAGAAGUGGCCGUUCAGAUUGAAGCUGAGGCCCGGACAGACGGGCGCUCAGGAGGAGUUUGAUCGCCUUCUCGGAGGAAGAGUUUCGAGCAAGGAGCGUUACGUGGAGUGGAAGAGAGUUUGA
Messenger RNA from Colletotrichum chrysophilum, 1218 nucleotides. RefSeq lists its product as uncharacterized. Bases 1 to 1218 code for a protein of 405 amino acids. The transcript is spliced from 4 exons. Lineage: Eukaryota; Fungi; Ascomycota; Sordariomycetes; Glomerellales; Glomerellaceae. The record is from RefSeq and is a predicted model, not a curated record.